AGUCGAUUUGGCGGUUUACAGGUUUUCUAGUUUUAUUGCACGACAUUUCAAUUUAAUAAGUCAGAAGUUCAACAAUCAUCAUGGUGGGUUUGUGGCAUCUGUGACUCAUCCAUAAUACAAGAUCUUUCUUCCUAUACAAUAGUUAGGAAAAGCUAUCCUCAUCAGCAUUCCCCAAAGAAAUCAGCCUCAUAGCCUUCUCUGCCUCAUUUGUCAGCAGAAGAGGAAAACUUUGUGUCGACUGAUGGAAGGAAGCCUGUUAAAGUGGACAAAUUAUUGGAAUGGUUGGCAACCGCGUUGGUUUAUCUUGGAGAAUGGCAUACUGUCUUACUACAUGUCCUUGGAAGAAGUUAAUCAAGGUUCAAAAGGUGCAGUAAAAGUCUCAGCCUGUGAAAUUAUCGUUAGCAAUGUUGAUAAUACAAGAAUGGAUCUGGUCAUACCCGGGGAGAAACACUUAUACUUGAAGGCGGCAUCUUCACAAGAGAGGCAACAGUGGCUCAUUGCAUUAGGCAGUUCAAAGGCUUGUCUUACAACUAGACAUAGACCAGGCUCAGACUCAUCAUCUCCUGAUUCAUUAAAGGCAAAGAAAUCGGAAUUGAAACUGUACUGUGACCUCUUAAUGCAGCAAAUUCACACUAUUAGGAAAGCAGCAAUGGGUGAGGCAGGCCCUGAUACGGAGAAAAUGUAUGAGGAAUGCACGCUGCUAGAAGCAACCUGUGAUACUUUUAUUAAGACCUUAGAAGAAAUUAUGAAUGUUUCUAAUUCCAACAGUCCUAACGACUUCUUCCCUAACUCCAGUUCCAUUUUUCAUUCUAACCAUUCUGGCAUCAAACAGCAGACGAAAAGUCCAAUUCAACCCAGUCUGCCAAAGAAAACAAGAUCAACUUCUCACGAUCGGUAAUAUGAUUAUAAAUUAUCCUCUAUCACAGGUUGAAUUAAAAAGUUUCUUGCCCUUGUUAAAAACAGAAUAGUUUUAAUAGUCCCAUCAGAAAUUGGAUUCUAUUUCUCAAAAUGAUAAAUUCUCUGAAGCAACAUUGUACCAGAUUAUUGUAAAGAAUUAUGAAGAAUAUGUUAAAGAAUCAAUUUAAGGUUUCUAAAUAAAUGUUGUGUCCGAUACAUUUGAAUACUGAAGCAUAAAUUGGCUUAAGAGGGCAUUAAUUUAAUUAAGAAACAGUUCAGUGGAAAGGACGUAUCCAGAAUGUCAUUUAAUGCUGUCUGUAAUGAGAAGUAGACAACCACGUAAUUAUAUACAAUGCAAUUCCAUGAGACAGCACAGCUACAGACGUUCAAAGCUUUACUGUCCAUCUCUUUCUCACUUGAUGUGAGGAGAAUAAAUUUUUCACUGUGCCGUGAAUGACGUGAUACUCCAGAAGUACAUAGUACUUAAACCAGAUUGUCUUCUAGUUGGUAGGAAGUUAGUACAUACUUUCAGUUAUCAAAAUUUUAUCUCAUCAAAAAUGAGACACAUGCUCUUCCAUUUCUUUAACUGAGUUUUGCUGAUCUCCUCUCCACCUUCAAGAACUUGAAACGACUGGGGGUGAUUUUCCCUGGGGUCAAGUUGUGAUCAAAAUGGUUGUCAAUAUAUUGCAUUAUUUAAAUUAACAAAUCUGUACAAACUUGUUUUUGCACCAGACAAAAUGGCAACCUUUGUACUUGAGUGAAUAGAAUCGUAAAUACACUAAAAAAAAAGAAAAUAAGUAGUGAACAUUAUGUGAAGGAAUAAAGUAACAUUUGUCUACAAAAGAUAGUAAUUAUGUUUAUGUAAUAUUAUGUAUUUUACUACAGCCAAAUGCUGUAUUGAAUGCCUUUCUCUUUUUAAAUGUAAAUAAGUUAUCAUCAUACCUAAAGGGGCAGAAGCUAUUAUCUUUUUUGCAUGAAAUUCAUGGUUUCUUAAAAUUUUGUACAAACUGUCAUAAUACUUGCACAUAAUAUUAUUGCACUAUUCUAGAGCAAAAAAACUGAUUUGAAACAAUCUCUUCUCUAAUUAAUGAAUUAUGUGCUAUGGCAACCCAAGUAAUGAAGCAUCCAUUAUUUCCUGUUGAACAUUAACGAAAGGCUUGCUCAUUAUGGUCUUUUAACAUGUCCAUCGAGAAUUCUGGCCUGCGCUUUAAAUUUUGCGCAUCAGAAGUUGAUGUAUACCUUCUAUAAGACAAGAGAGAAUAAAUUUGUAUAACUUACCCAUCUUAUAAUUGGCUUGUAAGUAUUAAAUGAUUUCAAAGCAACAUCCCGACGCUGGGACAUAAAGUCUCGCAAAACUUUAAAUUCUUAAGUUACCCAUAAUGUAACUCUAUCUUUACUGGUUGGAGCAAACUAUGCCAUGAGAUUUUUGGAGAAUAAUUUUUGAUGAUAGAUAAUUAAAGUUAUCUAGUCUAUAAAAAGUAUAUUCAUAUUUAACUUUUAUUUGAUAGCAAUGAUUUGAUUUUGACCCUGCAAAUGCUGUGCUUUUUUAAUUGUUUAAAAAAGAAAUGUGUGAACAUAUUUUUCAGUAUUUUACAGUGAUGUAUAAAAAAAGUUCAUAGCAGCUUGUAGUUCCCUUUAUUGCCUCAUGGCAUAUUUGGUGUCACAUUUGUGUUUAUAGCAUAAUGUAGUAUCUAUUUCGAAGCACAAUCAACUAAAUCAAUCAGCAGGAUUUUUGAAACUACUGUUUGCACAACAAGACAUCAAAAAUCUAUUUAUUGCAUGGUGCAAAUAGGGUUUUGGCUCGCUGUGUCGUCUUGUCAUUGCAUAAAAUAGUUUCAACAAUCAGGCUACAGUUGGAAAGCUAAACCUUAUUGAAGUAAGUCCUACUACAAGUUUCAAAAUUCAAGUUCUGUCUUCGUAAAAAUGUAAGCCAUGUUAAUUUUUCUGAGGCUAGGAUAACCUCUAACAACUUGUGGAAGACUAUGAGUAAACUUAAAAUAUUGGUACCUCAAAUAUGUCACUAAAAAUUAUCUCUUUCUACAUUCUAGUUUAGUUCUUUUUUACGUUAGUGUUAUUCUAACAUGUACUUUGUACGUAAAUGAGGACUUAUCUGUAACAAUAACGGAUGUCGAGUUUUCACAUUGUGAGAAAAUUGCGUUUGAAGUUUUCGAAGCUUUGCACUUUUCCGCCCGUAGAAUCGAGAGGAUUCCCAUAAAGAUUUUCAUGAAGAGCAAUUCUUCCAGUAAAAAACACACGUUUUACGAUCUAUGUGAGUGAAAAAUUGAAGGAGUAACAGCGAUUUGAAAAAGAUGUGACAUCCGCUAUUUUCACUGCAAACACUUUUUUAUGCAUGAAACAAAGUCUUCAGGAAGGGUAAAGCUGGUGAAACAAUUGAAAUUACCUAAAAGUAAGUCAAUGCUGAGUCAUUUAACAAAAUUGAUCAAGAAACUAAACCGUUUGUAACUCUUACAACAAAAACAAGGAACAAAUCCUAAAAUCAGUUAAAAAUUCAACAAUUCUGGCGAGACGGUCCCGAUACGUAUAAUUUGAGUGUCAGCUACAGCCCAUGGCCGGUGGGCAGGCAGUUAUCGCAAGUGGAUUCAAAUCUCCACAGAGUCCUGCCGCGCCGGCUGGGGAAAACAGUGGAUUCUCACAUCUGCUGUUUUUACGAAUAACAUGAUUUUCAGUUCAUAUCUCGCCGAAAAAUUGCACUGGAAGUCUGAAACUUUGCACAGGCAUUCUUGGAGGCUCUAGAUUUCGAAAAAAGCGAUUGCCCUAAAAAUGGCGGAUGCCAGCGACUGUUACUGUUACAUAUAUGUCCUCAAAUACUUUGUCAUUUCAAUUGAUUUUACCAAAAUUCUGGAACCAUGCUUUGAAAAAAAAAUUAUGAAAAUUGAUUCUCCAACAAUUGAUUUUAGCACUCUUCACAAUUCUUGAUAUCACCAAUGUAUUGUUUGAUGUAGCUCUUCGAUUUAGUCUUAUCAAACAGUAAAUCCAAUGAUAACGUGGUCUUCUGAUUCGGUACUCACUCGUUCUAUUUACAAAAUUUUCAUUCUAGGUACUGAAUUAAUGCAAGUAAGUAUUAUGUAAAUUUAAUGGUUUAUUUUGUGAUGUAUACUCAACCGGAAAAUUCUUGAUGGUACGUCCCUUGUAAAUUCAGCAAGCUCUAAAAGAAAAAGGUUGUAUUGAAGAACUCAAUUUACCUCAAUAAAUUAAACAAGCUCUAUUUAUUGUGGCCCUAAUUUUCACCGAAAACUGUUCAAACUUCAGGACACGUGGGUUUUCACCUUGUAAAAUUUAAUAGUUCCCAUUCAUUGACAAAUUUACAAAGUAAUGUUUUCAAAGUGAUGUUAUUUUUGGCAUCAUGUUGUAAUGAGAGUGCUUGAAUUCAGAUUUCUUUGAUUCUUGUCUUUCAGUCUGCCAAUGAGUACGUAUGCUUGUGUUUAAAAGAAACCAACGAUCUAGCUACCAACCUAUCCUUUUUAUUAAUAUAAAUUUAAGUGGUGACUAUCAGAACAGCACUUAAAUAUUAUCAAAUGUAUUCUUCUAUGGCUCUACUUUCUCAUUUUACUCAUUGUAACUUCUCAUUGCAUUUGUUUCUUUGAGAGGCCACAAUACAAGUAAAGUGAAGAAUAAAAUAGUGUAUUUCCUUCAUUCCUAAAAAUACACUAAAAGUAACCAGUAUUAUGUCAGUUGAUCUCACCGUCUUAAAGUAGAUGCUACCACCAAAUAAUAUUAUCUCUUGAACUCAGAUCUUUAAUUUGUAGUAAUAUUACUUAUCUACUGAUGCCC
Messenger RNA from Bemisia tabaci, 4689 nucleotides. RefSeq names its product pleckstrin homology domain-containing family A member 3. NCBI's taxonomy places the organism in Eukaryota, Metazoa, Arthropoda, Insecta, Hemiptera, Aleyrodidae. The record is from RefSeq and is a predicted model, not a curated record. Gene Ontology annotation, cellular component: early endosome; recycling endosome; trans-Golgi network. Gene Ontology annotation, biological process: retrograde transport, endosome to Golgi; endosome organization; receptor recycling.